GUUAUAGUGUAUGUAUUGCUGAAUUUAUUGUUAUGCAAUUGUGUAACAGUGGUGGGAGGAAUUUUGGAACUCCUUCAGUUCACGCAAUGGUAUACUUGUGCAGUAACGUACAGUGCAAAACAAAACACUGCACACUUCCUGAAAACAUCAUUCAGUCUGAGAACAGAAAUCCAGAGUCAGAACAAGUCAAAUCUAGUGGGAGAAGACUGCUCAUUUAGGUCUUUGAAAACAAAACAUAACAUAACAGUGCUGUGACAUCUCGCCAGACGUGACACCUUUAUCUGUUUUUCGUUGUAGUUGAUCAUAAGAAUUAGAUUUUUACAACUGAAAAAAGGGGAAACGAAAAAAUGCCUCCACCUCGUGCAAACAAGAAACCCAGGUAUGAAUUACCCACAAAAGACAACACGGGCACUCUCCACGACCCUUUGAAAUUCUUGAAUCAGGACUACCAGGAGCUGCGGAAGAGCUGCAUCACCAAUAAAAAGAGAUUUGAUGAUGACAAGUUCCCUCCAGACAGCAGCUCCAUUGACCCGAAGAAGAAACUUAAACUGGAUCUGGACCAAAUCAAAUGGUUGAGGCCAUCAGAAAUAGCAACAGACCCUCAGCUUAUUGUCCAGGGGGUUUCCAGGUUUGACUAUUCCCAAGGAUGUUAUUUAGGAAACUGCUGGUUUCUUGCUUCAGUUGGGGCUUUAACAUUUCAAAAGGACAUCAUGGACCAGGUCAUGCCAACUGACCAGUCAUUUGACAAAGAUUAUGCAGGGAUAUUUCACUUCAGAUUCUGGCGGUUUGGGAAAUGGAUCGAUGUUGUCAUUGAUGACAAACUUCCAACAAUCAAUGGCGAACUCAUUUUUGUUCUUUCAAAAACAUCUAAUGAGUUUUGGCCUGCCUUACUGGAGAAAGCGUAUGCCAAGGUGUGUGGCUCCUAUGCUGACAUGAAUGCUGGUCAAGUGUCUGAGGCUCUGCUAGACUUCACCGGUGGCGUCCAUGUGUGCUAUGAUCUACAAAAAGCAACUAUUGAUUUGUGGAGCAUGAUGGACCGUGCAGACAAAGCAAAGGCUCUGAUGGCCUGCAAUACCCAUAAGGGGGAAAAAUCUGAGAAUGUAUUACCUAAUGGUAUUGUUCAGGGCCAUGCAUAUACAGUGACGGGGGUUUUUAAGGUAACAUGCCAAGGAAAACCAGUGAGGCUGGUGAGAGUGUUGAAUCCGUGGGGAAUGGGCGAGUGGAAUGGUGCCUGGAGUGACAAUUCUUCACUGUGGGACAAAGUGAGUGAGAAGGAGAAAACCAGUUGUCGUUCUUUGGCCAAUGAUGGAGAGUUCUGGAUGUCAAUGGAGGACUUCACCAAAAACUUUGAAGACAUUGAUAUUUGCUGCCUCAGUCCUGAUUUCCUGGACAGCUCUUCUAAAUGCAGCUGGUCAACAACAUGCUACAAUGGCAGUUGGGAAUGUGGGUCUACAGCUGGUGGCUGCAGCAAUAAUAAAGACUCUUUCUGGACAAACCCUCAGUUUCGGGUGAGGAUUGAGAAGCUUGAUGAGGAAUGUGCUAGUGGCCAGUGUCUUGAAAACAUACUGGUGUCCCUCAUUCAGAUCCAUGAGAACAGAUACAGAAGUCUUGCUUCUAAUUACUCCAUCGGCUUCAGUGUUUAUCUGAUACCACCAUGGGUAAGUACAAUACAAUUCAAGCUCAAAAGUAUUAAACUCCACAAUCACAUUGGUUUUGCUUUGUAAGUAACUAAAUUGCUUGAUAUUUGUAAAAUAAACGGAUACUAUUUAAUUCUUCUUUAGAUGAAAGAUGAGAAGUUUCCUGCCAAUUUCUUCUACUUCAGACGUUCUGUGGAAGAUAGUGAAAACUUCAUCGAUGCAAGACAUGUGAUGAAAUUCUUCAAACUUGAACCAGGAGAGUAUCUCAUUGUACCAUCUACUUUCAAUCCUAACGAGUCUGCAAAGUUCAUGCUGUCCAUCUUCACAAAGGCUGAAUCCCACAGGAGUAAAAAGAAUCCUGGAUUGAUAUAUUUCUGAGUUUAUAAGUGUCUUGCUCAAAUAGCAAUGUAACAGCUCAUGGUCUGGUCACGCUUUGAACCUACUACCUUUACCAGUUUACCUAUAUAGAUUUUUCUCCUCUGUAACCACUCAAAUGGAUUUGGAGUAACCGAGCUAGUUGUACUCUUUUUCUUCUACAUCCCUCCUGUACUAUAUUUUGAUCAUCAGUGAGUUACCUUUGUUGUUUAUUUGUUAGGUUUUUGAUGUUCUGUCAUGCUGUAACUUUGUGUAUGAUUCAAAUCAGACAGUAACAUAAAGAAACCUUGCCAACAGCCAUUUCAGUAUGUAGCCAAUCAAAAGGUCAUGUUUACAAAA
Carassius carassius (crucian carp) is the source of this 2351-nucleotide messenger RNA. Its product is annotated as calpain-1 catalytic subunit-like. Gene Ontology annotation, biological process: proteolysis. The record is from RefSeq and is a predicted model, not a curated record. Gene Ontology annotation, molecular function: calcium-dependent cysteine-type endopeptidase activity. Gene Ontology annotation, cellular component: cytoplasm. The transcript is spliced from 12 exons. Lineage: Eukaryota; Metazoa; Chordata; Actinopteri; Cypriniformes; Cyprinidae. Bases 348 to 1724 code for a protein of 458 amino acids.